Molecule: messenger RNA, 1798 nt
Organism: Brachypodium distachyon (stiff brome)
Lineage: Eukaryota; Viridiplantae; Streptophyta; Magnoliopsida; Poales; Poaceae
Product: probable histone acetyltransferase type B catalytic subunit
Exons: 10
Coding region: 160-1563 (467 amino acids)
Biological process (GO): subtelomeric heterochromatin formation
Cellular component (GO): nucleus
Molecular function (GO): histone H4 acetyltransferase activity
Source: RefSeq, a predicted model, not a curated record
GAGUCGUUUCGCUGUAAAGACUCGGGAGUCAGCUCUCCCCGCCGCAAUUCCCCAUUUCCCGCCUCCGCCCCUCCUCCAUCUCCCGCUUCUUCUCCUCCCCGAAAACCCCAAACCCUAGCCCUCCUCAAGCUCCCUCCUCCGCCACCGGAUCGACUACCCAUGGCGCUCAAGCAGAAGGGGAGCGCCGCCACCGCCGCGCCUGACACCAACAAGCGCCGCCGCGUCGGCUUUGCCGGCAUCGAUGCUGGAAUUGAGGCAAAUGAAUGCAUGAAAGUAUUUCUUGCAAGAAACCCUGACGACGUCUGCUCAGUAAACAACACUUCUAUCGAGCCAUUUGACCUAAAUCAUUUCUUUGGUGAAGAUGGCAAGAUAUAUGGCUACACCAAUCUCAAGAUUAACGUAUGGAUAAGUGCUAUAUCAUUUCAUGCGUAUGCUGAGAUUUCAUUCCAGGAAACAUCUGAUGGAGGGAAAGGAAUCACAGAUUUAAAACCCGUUCUUCAGAGUAUUUUUGGGGAAAAUCUAGUAGAGAAAGAUGAAUUUCUGGAGACAUUCUCAAAGGAAUGCCAAUAUAUCAGUGAUGUGGUGACGAAUGGCAAUCCCAUUAAACAUGACGUCUCAGAUGAAGGCGAUUUAGAUGUUGAGAUUGUUCGAGUUGAACUCCAAGGUGCUCCUGCAUUCCUUUAUUCUCGUCUGGUGUCACUUGUUCUGCUUCUGGUUGAAGGUUCCACACCUAUCGAUAUCACAGAACAUGGAUGGGAAAUGCUCCUAGUAGUGAAGAAGGGAACACUUGGGGCAUCCACAUCGAAAUUUCAGUUGCUAGGCUUUGCAGCUGUCCAUCAUUUUUAUCAUUACCCUGAGAGCACUCGCUUGCGUAUCAGUCAGAUACUGGUCUUGCCACCUUAUCAGGGUGAAGGCCAUGGGCGUCGUCUUCUUGAGGCCAUCAAUUCUAUCGCACAAUCUGAGAACAUAUAUGAUGUAACCAUAGAAGACCCUUCUGAUUACCUUCAGUAUGUACGCACGUCCAUUGACUGCCUCCGUCUUCUCACCUUUGACCCAAUCAAGCCUGCGCUUGAUGCUAUGGUCUUGUCUCUGAUGGAGACCAACCUGUCAAAAAGGACUCGCAGUUUGGUAAUGGUUCCACCGGCUGACUUGGUUGAGACAGUGCGGCUGAUGCUGAAGAUCAACAAGAAACAGUUCCUGCGGUGCUGGGAAAUUCUGAUCUAUCUACGCCUUGAUGCUGAGGACCGCAAGUGCAUUGAUAACUUCCGGGCUUGCAUCUAUGACCGCACCAAGGGUGAAUUACUCGGCGGUGCCUCUGGAACCAAUGGGAAGCGACUUGUCCAAGUGGCAAGUAGUUUUGAUGAGGAGACAUCAUUUGCUGUGUACUGGACGAAGGAGAGUGGGGACGCAGAUGAUCAGACAGUUGAGCAGGAGCCAGAAGAUCUGAAGACCCAGGAGGAGCAGCUGAAUGAGCUGGUGGACACCCAAAUGCAAGAGAUUGUUGACGUUGCCAAGAACGUUACUACACGCGGCAAAGACAAAUUAACAAGCAUAGUGGCGUGAGAUAACAUUCUUGGCUUGGUGAAUUGUGAGAUCCUUACUACUUAGUACCUCCAGGGUAGGUAGCAAAACUUCAAAAGUUAUUCACGGGUGGUUAUCCUCCGUGUUCUGUAAUGCUGGUUUUUCACGAGAAUAUCAUAUUCCGACCGUGGCAACUUCUGUUAUUGCAAAAGGAAAUAUGUUUGGUUGAAUCUCACAUUAAAAUCAAAUGAAUUUAUGCCGAAGAUGUUUGAUUGGA